GCAAAGGCUCCGUCAGCUCAGCUGCAGCAGAGCAGUGCAGAGCACAGCAGAGAGGACGCCAUUACAGCCAGGGCAAGCACAAAGACAGCUCGAAAACUUGGCGGAGAGAUAGUUCGGCUAGCUCAAGGUGUCCAUGGAAAGCAAGGCACCCCGUGGGCACUACAGCUCAUGAGGGCCGGGCGUCGAUCGAGGACUACAAAUAGCCGGCGGCCUCAAGCUCUUGCAUCUCAUCGAGCGGAGGAAGAAGCACCUGCGCAAUCUUGAUCGGUCGUGUGACUGUCUAGCUAGGGAGUUAAUUUGGUUUUGCAGUGAUGGCGAAGGGUGCUGGUUACGGGCUUGGGUUCGUCUGCUUCGCUCUUGUGGCGGCGAUGGCCGGCGCGGUGCAGUUCAAGGUCGGCGGCGACAGCGGGUGGAGCGUGGCCGGCGCCAGCAAGGAGUCGUACAACACUUGGGCGAUGAAGAACAGGUUCCAGGUCGGAGACACUCUAGUGUUCGUGUACCCCAAGGACAAGGACUCGGUGCUGGUGGUGCAGCCGUCCGACUACAACGCCUGCAACACGUCGUCGUACGACAAGAAGUUCGCCGACGGCAACACCGUCUUCACCCUGGACCACGCCGGCGCCUUCUUCUUCGUCAGCGGCGUCGAGGCCAACUGCCGCGCCAACGAGAAGCUCAUCGUCAUGGUCCUCGCCGGCCGCAACGGCACAGGCACGGCCGCCGCGCCGCCGCCUUCGACGCCCGCCGCUCCGGCACCAGCAACGUCAUCUCCACCUCCGGCCGCUUCCAGCCCGCCGCCUGCGACGCCCACCUCACCAACCCCCGCGGCGCCCAGUCCCACCUCGGCUCCUCCUCCCGCCUCCGCUUCCGCCCCGCCACCGGCCUCUUCCCCUGCAUCUGCUCCUCCGACCUCGUCGCCCACUGCUCCGGCGUCCCCGCCUCUGCCCACUCCGUCGGCCCCGACCGGCGCCCCGCCGAUGGCGCCCUCGGCGAACGCUCCGGCCGGCGCAGACGGAGGAAGCACGAACUCAACGGGCACGUCAUCGUCCCCGCCUCCAGCCGGCUCCAACGAGCGGAACGGCGCCACGCUCACGGUUACCGGCGCCACAGGUCUCGCCGGAUCGGCCGCGGCCUGCAUCGUCGGCUACGCCAUGCUCGCUCUGUGAAGCGUGACCGGAGAAGGGUGACUACUACAACUACAGUAACUACUGUACUAACUAAGACGAGUGAUCUGUGUGUGCAUCGACUAUCGAUUGACCUCUUUGUGUUGUAUACGUAUUCGUUUUCCAUCGGAUGAAUGAAAUAAGAAAGAGACGACGAGAUUCUUGAGAAA
Triticum dicoccoides is the source of this 1330-nucleotide messenger RNA. Its product is annotated as early nodulin-like protein 2. NCBI's taxonomy places the organism in Eukaryota, Viridiplantae, Streptophyta, Magnoliopsida, Poales, Poaceae. Gene Ontology annotation, molecular function: electron transfer activity. The coding region runs from base 312 to 1163 and encodes 283 amino acids. Gene Ontology annotation, cellular component: plasma membrane. The record is from RefSeq and is a predicted model, not a curated record. The transcript is spliced from 2 exons.